Ctenocephalides felis (cat flea) is the source of this 924-nucleotide messenger RNA. RefSeq names its product zinc finger protein 239-like. The record is from RefSeq and is a predicted model, not a curated record. The transcript is spliced from 4 exons. Gene Ontology annotation, cellular component: nucleus. Lineage: Eukaryota; Metazoa; Arthropoda; Insecta; Siphonaptera; Pulicidae. Gene Ontology annotation, biological process: regulation of transcription by RNA polymerase II. Gene Ontology annotation, molecular function: RNA polymerase II cis-regulatory region sequence-specific DNA binding; DNA-binding transcription activator activity, RNA polymerase II-specific. Bases 1 to 924 code for a protein of 307 amino acids.
AUGACAUCUUCUUCUAAAGUGACUUCGCAGUCUAUAAAAUUCUCCAGACAUGUAUCAUCAUCCUCUGGACACGACUCAGAUCAACAACAUCAUCAAGGCCCCCCAAUUCAUCCCAAUUUCACACUAAUGACUUCUGGUGGUUCUAUUUUAAUUUUCUCCUCGUUCGUCAAGACAGCCGGUCGUUUAAAAAUACAUCUCAGAACUCAUACCGGUGAAAAAGGAUACCAAUGCAACUUAUGCAGCCGAGAAUUUAAUCGACUGAAUCAUUUUGAAGCAACACAUGCUUAUUCACAGUGGAAUUGUGCCAAUUUAUUUGAAUCAGAAAUAUAUUUAGAAGAAGAAGAUGAUGUAAUUCUCAUAAAGGCUGUAAGAAACAAAGUACGUAAAGGCUCCAAAGUGCCAAAAAUUCCAAGAAAAAAGUCUUAUAUAUGUACAUAUUGCCCAAAAGUCUUCACCCGCAAAGACUCUUUAUCAUCACAUAUCAGAACUCACACCGGUGAACGUCCCUACAAGUGUGAUGAGUGCAACAAAGCCUUCGCAAGUUCUGUACGUCUCACAAUGCACAAACGAAUCCACACCGGUGACAGACGUUAUGAAUGUCAUUUCUGUGACAAAAAGUUUACCCAAAUAUCUAUUUUAACAAGACACAAAGUCAUCCAUACUGGUGAACGACCUUUUAAAUGCAAGUAUUGUGAUAAGGCUUAUACACAACCGGGGCCUUUGUCAACGCACACGAGGACUCACACAGGGGAAAAACGUUAUAAGUGUUUGACUUGCAGUAAGAUGUUUACUACGUCGAAUGCUCUAGUGGUGCAUACGAGACUACAUACAGGAGAAAGGCCCUAUAAGUGCACGGUUUGUGGAAAGGGAUUUACACAGUCGCCUUUGUUGCAACGUCAUAUGAAGACUCACAAUAUUGUCUGA